This is a messenger RNA of Nerophis lumbriciformis (worm pipefish), 7229 nucleotides long. It is a transcript of the gene tmem131, whose product is annotated as transmembrane protein 131. Gene Ontology annotation, cellular component: membrane. The record is from RefSeq and is a predicted model, not a curated record. Lineage: Eukaryota; Metazoa; Chordata; Actinopteri; Syngnathiformes; Syngnathidae.
CGCGUGUAAUAGAAGAAGACGCUUGGCAGAGAGAGAGAGCGGAGGCUUUAAUGGUUAGCUGACUGUGGGUAAAGCAGCUACUAGCAGACACUAGCAGCCACGGUCCACUUGGCAGCCUCCAGUCCACGGCGAUGCUUGGAGCUCCACACGGGCUCGCACGGCGCCUUCUCCGAUAGGCGAGCGACGCAGCGGGCAUGGCGGGCCGGCAGGAGCAGGCUUGCGGGACCUCUCGCCAUUUUUCACCCUCGAGAAAAGCACCGCGUCUGGGACUGUUGAGGAUGUUAUUUAUUGCUUUUAUCCACGCCACGCGGGCCAAUCAACAAGCGUUCAUUCAGUCCGACACGAUAUUAGAAGUUCUACAUUUCGGCGAUGGAGGCCUUUUACAGGCAGACUCCGACGUCGAUUUUACUUUAUAUCAUCAACAAAGCACGUCCCCGCACCGAGGGAACUGCCGACCCAUACGCUUUGAACCUCCUAUGUUGGAUUUUCACGAACAGCCUGUGGGGAUGCCAAAAAUGGAUAAAGUUUAUUUACAUAAUCCUAGCUCAGAAGAAAUUAGUUUGUUAUCAAUAUCAGCAACGACUGCACAUUUUCACGCCUCCUUUUUCCAGAACAGGAUAAUCCCACCAGGAGGCAACACGUCGUUUGAUGUGGUGUUUCUGGCACGAGUCGUUGGGAAUGUGGAAAACACGUUAUUUAUUAAUACGUCACAUCACGGAGUGUUUACAUACCAGGUUUUUGGGGUUGGCAUCCCAAACCCUUUCAGGCUCCGCCCCUUUGUCGGGGCUCGCGUGCCAGUAAACAGCAGCUUCUCACCGCUAAUUAACAUUCAUAACCCCUACAGUGAACCGCUGCAGGUGGUUGAGAUGUACUCCAGUGGUGGGGAUCUUCAUCUCGAGCUUCCCACAGGUCAACAGGGAGGCACAGGGAAAUUAUGGGAGAUUCCUCCUUUCGAGACCAAGGGGGUGAUGAGAGCCAGCUUCUCCUCUAGAGAUGCAGACAACCACACGGCUUUCAUUCGAAUCAAAACCAACGCUCCCGACGAGGACAAGUUAAUCAUCCUGCCGGUGGAGGUGGAGGUCACGUCAGCCCCGGGUAUUUACUCCUCCUCAGAGAUGCUGGACUUUGGCACGCUGCGCUCACAAGAUCGACCAAAGCUGCUAAAUUUGCACCUUUUAAAUUCAGGCGCAAAAGAUGUUCCUAUUACAAGCGUGCGCACGACGCCAGCCAACGAGGCCGUCACAAUAGACUUUAAAGCGGUCACACUGAGAGCAGGCGAGAGCAGAUACACCAAAGUAGCAACUAUUAGUUUUGAUGCCUCCAAAGCCAGAAGACCAUAUCAGUUCCUUGGUAAAAUCACAGUUAAAGCAAAAGAAAAGAGCUACUCCAAGCUUGAAAUCCCUUACCAGGCAGACGUCUUAGAAGGCUACCUGGGCUUUGACCACACAGCUACGUUGUUCCACAUACGGGACAGUCCAGUCGACCCUGUGGACAGACCAUUAUUACUCACAAAUGCCUUCAACUUUGCCAUCCGGAUACACAACGUGUCCCUGCCUGAAGAGGCCAAAACCAUGUUCAAGGUGCAAAACUUCAGCGAGCCCAUCCUGAUCCCCCCGCACAAGUCCUGCUACAUCUUCUCGCUGCUCUUCCGGCCGGUCCGACCUUCCAUACACAUCGACAGCAACAUCCUGCUCAUCACUAACGCAUCAAAGUUCCACUUGCCUGUCAGGGCCUACACAGGCUUCUUAGAGCCCCACGUGCUGCCGCCUAGUCUGAAGAAGAACGUCCUGGACUUUGGCGUUCGCAGCGCAACCGACACCAGCAGCAUCAUAUUUGUGGUGGUGAACAGCAACCCCAUAGAGCUGGAGAUCAGGGCGUGGCACGUCACAGGCGACAAUCUGUCAAUGGAGCUGCUCAAGGCCGAGAAGGGGAACUUGACCUUGGCAUCCCAACGCCUGCAAGAGCUGCAGAACGCGGCGCCGUCCCAUUACAAAACAGUGAUUUUAGCGUCAGGCUUCUAUGCAGCGUUCAGGGUGACUCUAGUAGCCAAUGCCCUGGAGGGCGCUUAUGACGGAGCCAUACACCUCACCACAGACUUCGAGAUAUUAACCGUCCCGGUGAAAGCUCUCAUCGCAGUGGGCAGGUUAAGCAGCUCCCCCAACCACAUGGUGCUGCCCCCGUCCUUCCCAGGGAAAGUCGUGCACCAAAUUUUUGGUAUCCGGAGCUCGUUUACGCAGAGAGUGAGGCUGGAGCAGAUCCGCUCCCUAACAGAAGACAUCCGCUUCUACUACAAGCGCCUGCGCAACAACAAAGACGAGCUGGAGUCCAGACGCAAGUCCAAGGUGGCAAAUAUUUACUUUGACGCCAGCUUGCAGUGUGGAGAUCACUGCUACGUGGGGCUCCCCUUUGUGCUGAAAUCCGAGUCCAGGCCUCACGGGAUGGCGCUACAGGAGGACAUUUGGGACGCUGAUGUGGAUCUUCACGAGAAACUUCUCAGGCGGUGGAAAGAGUUGAAAGAGCGCUCGGGCCAUAUGGUUGAAGCAGUGUUCGAAGUCAACACAGACCUUCAGAAAAACGUGCAGGCUAAAAUUACAGCCCAGCUGACCUGGCCCUCUUUGGUCAACUCCUCGCAGCGCAUCACUUUCCCUCUGACCAACACAAACAGCUCCUCUGACGAAGAGGUAACGCUGCAGAAUCCCGCCGACGUUCCCGUCUAUGUCCAAGUUCUGCCUCUGGCGCUGCUGCCCAACCCCUCGGUGUUCUCUGGAAAGUUGGCAGACAGGUUGCAGCCAGAAAAUCUAUCCAACAUCAACAUUGACACAAACACCCUGGAGUUCCAGGUCCACAGAAAGCAGAUCUCCUUAGUAAAGAGCAGUAUGGGCUUUGUGGAGGGAUCAAGCAAACCAUUUGUGUACAACAUGGUCCUGAUGCCCAGGGAAGUCCGGUCCUUUUAUGUCCGAUUCACGCCGGUUGGCAACCACAGCGUCUCCUCCCUGCUCAUAGUCCGAAAUAAUCUGACUGUGAUCGACACCAUCGUCCUGCACGGACAUGGCGCCACGGAGAGCUUGAAGGUUGCCGGGAAACCCCCGGGUCGCGGGAGCUCGCUGAGGUUUAAGAUGACAGAAGCUCUGCUGAGAGACUGCACAGAUAAGAAAAGAAUCCACCAGCCAAACUUCACUCUGAAGAGAACGUUUCACGUGGAGAACACGGGCCUGCUCCCCAUCACCAUUAGCUCCGCAAACAUCAACGGGCAAGCGUGCGAAGGAUUCGGAUUCAAGGUCCUCAACUGUGAAGAGUUUUUACUCCAGCCAAAUGCUUCGAAAGACCUGGUCAUAUCGUUCACGCCAGACUUCACCUCCUCCCGGGUGAUCCGCGAGCUCAAGCUGGUGACUUGCGGCGGCUCGGAGUUCAUCUUCAUCCUCAACGCCUCCCUGCCCUACCACAUGCUGGCGGCGUGCGCCGACACGCUGCCCAGGCCCAGCUGGGAGAUGGAGCUUUACUUUAUCGUGUCCGUCAUCAUGAGUUUCAUGUUUCUGCUGGUGAUCGCCACCGCCUACCUGGAAGCUAAAAGCAUCUGGGAGCCCUUCAAGAGGCGCGUGUCUGUAGAACCCAACUGCACCUUGGAGACGGGGAGGCCAUUUGAUCUCAGGGACAUUGUGCAAAUGCACAGUGAUUCAAAUGAGUCCUCCCAGAACUCCAGGGCGUUAUACGUGUCCAGCAACGGAGCGGCGCGCCCUGCAGCCCGACCGGGUAACAGCCGACCCUUGUCGGACUCCGACAGCCACGACAAGCGCUCCAGGAUCGGCUUGAACCGGUCCUCUAUGCAAGCCGCUUCCUCCUCGCUGUUGCCCAAAGGAGGAAGCGGCACUUCACCCCAAGACGGUCCUCCGACGACCUGCCAGCUGACAUACCGCAAGGCUCGGAGCACCAAACCGGACCUCCAGGGUCAAAGUUCACCCACGACGUUGCCGCUGCACAGACCCUUGUGCCCUGACGACUCCGAGUACGCCAACCUGCUCGGAGCUAUGGACAACGACCUGGACCGUCCAGACCCGCUCAGUCCGGACCAGAGCUCUCAGUCACCUCGGAACAAAGAGUCCAAAGCGAAGCUGCGAGGCAAAACAAAAGCUCAGAGGAAAAAGGAGGAAAAAGAGAAGAAGUUCACGAGCAAGACUCAGGGCGACGAGCUGAAAGACGACGACAGCUCCUCCACGACCACGGAGACGUCCAAUCCCGACGUGGAGACUAAAGAGGAACCAGCAAAAAAGAAAGGACGGACAACAAACACAGCGAAAGAAGCAAGAGAAGAACCUUCCAGUUUCCUUACCAAACAUAAAAGUAAAAAACAGGUCUCUUCAAAGAAGGAGAACCAAGUAGAAAAAUCCAGUUCCUUGGAGCUGCCGUAUGUCACGCUGCUCGAGAACAAACCGCGAAAGUCCAAAACCCUCCACCCCGUCCCUCCCGCCCCUAAGUUACGGCCGCCGCAGAAACCCAGAUUUGAUGCCAAGGUAGAAGAGAGCCGCUCUGCAUUGCUGGCCAAACUAUUGUCCAGCAGCUUGGCGCAGGAGCUGGGUCACAGUAGCGGCUCCGAGGGCGAAAAGGACUUCGCCCUGCCGGAGUGGGACGUGCCCGUUUCCUCACACAGCGUUGCAGCAGAUAGUCUCCAGCAGAUCUCCCUCCAGACAUUAAACGCAGACCCCUUCUUAAAAAGUUCCGCCACGGCGGGGGCUUACUCCCCGCCGCCCACCUCCCCCAGCUUGUUGUCCCGGGGAAGCUACAGCAGCGUCCUCAACAGCAACAGCGACGUCAGCCAGAAGAAAGCUCCGGGAAACAAAGUGUGCUCGCCUGGUCCACUCCCUGGCAAAAAUGGCAACCCCACCUUCGCCGCCGUGGCUGCUGGUUACGACAAGAGUCCAGGUGGUUCCGGACCAGGCAGGAGUCUGGCACACAUGCCGUCAGUGGAGAGUGACAGCUCAGAAAGCUCGGGCUUGUGGAGUCCCAUCGACGUGAGCAGCACUUCCAACCCUCACUCCACCAACUCCUUCUCGGCGUUCGGGCCCAACAACUCCUUCAACCUGACAGGAGUGUUCAGCGACAUGGGCCUCCAGAAGCUGGCGGAGCCUGAGCAGAGCCGGUCCGACUUCAUCACGGUGCCGUCGUCCGUGUGGGCAGCGCCCGGCCCCGACUCUCUGCACUCCUGGCCCGCCAACUCCGGUUCUCCCACCUCCCCCACCUCAUCACUCCUAGGGAGCAGCCACAACCCUUGGUCCUGGUCCACCUCCACCUCCACCUUCGGCAGCUCCAUCUGGUCCACAAGCACAGACUCCUCCUUGCCCCCGUAUUCCUCGCCCCAUUUUUCCCCGCCGCCCAAUUCGCCCACCCUGGCGGACCUGCUCAGCGGCCCCGACCUGUCGCCAGCGGCCUCCGCGGAGAUGAGCCGCACGUUCAACCCCUGGAGCGUGUGGGGGCCCGCCCUCAGCCGGCGGAGCUCCGAGCCCUGGCCCAGUUCCUCCGAGAACGGCAGUUAAAACUGCACGCCUGCACUUACGUGACGCGUCACCACGGCAACGGUCGAUAAAUUUACUUUUUUUAAAUUGGAGAUGCCCAACAGAAAAGAUUUGCUCGCCAUCCUUUUUGGUGCUUCGUUUUUUUGUGGCUUUUUAUUGACAGCGGACUGACAUGCAAACUUUUAUUUCAAAUGGUUUUAACAGCGCCCCCUACUCAAUGCGCAACUCUUAGCAUCAGCAUGCUAAUGCUAAAGGAGACGCUACGCCCGGUAAAAGAUGUUAGCAUCAGCAUGCUAAUGCUAAAGGAGACGUUACGCCCGGUAAAAAGAUGCUAGCAUCAGCAUGCUAAUGCUAAAGGAGACGUUACACCCGGUAAAAAGAUGCUAGCAUCAACAUGCUAAUUCUAAAGGAGACGUUAUGCCUGGUAAAAGAUGUUAGCAUCAGCAUGCUAAUGCUAAAGGAGACAUUACGCCCAGUAAAAGAUGUUAGCAUCAACAUGCUAAUGCUAAAGGAGACGUUACGCCUGGUAAAAGAUGUUAGUAUCAACGUGCUACUGCUAAAGGAGACGUUAUGCCUGAUAAAGGAUGUUAGCAUCAGCAUGCUAAUGCUAAAGGAGACGUUACGCCCGGUAAAGGAUGUUAGCAUCAGCAUGGUAGUGCUAAAGGAGAUGUUACGCCCGGUAAAAAGAUGUUAGCAUCAGCAUGCUAAUGCUAAAGGAGACGUUACGCCCGGUAAAAAUAUGUUAGCAUCAGCAUGCUAAUGCUAAAGGAGACGUUAUUCCUGGUAAAGGAUGUUAGCAUCAGCAUACUAAUGCUAAAGGAGACAUUACGCCCAGUAAAAGAUGUUAGCAUCAGCAUGCUAAUGCUAAAGGAGACGUUACUCCCGGUAAAAAGAUGCUAGCAUCAGCAUGCUAAUGCUAAAGGAGACGUUAUGCCUGGUAAAAAGAUGUUAGCAUCAGCAUGCUAAUGCUAAAGGAGACGUUACGCCCGGUAAAAGAUGUUAGCAUUAGCAUGCUACUGCUAAAGGAGGUGUUAUGCCCGGUAAAGGAUGUUCGCACCAGCAUACUAAUGCUAAAGGGGACAUUCUGCCCGACGAGGCUUACAUCAGCAUGCUAAUGCUAAAGUAGACAUGGCCAGUAAGAGAUGUUAGCAUCGGCAUUAUAAUGCUAAAGCAAACAUUGCACCCGGUAAAAGAUGUCCGCAACAGCAUGCCAAUGUUAAAGCAGACGUUACGCCUGGUGAGGAUGUUUAGCAUGCUAAUGUUUAAGCAAAGGUUGUGAGCAUCAGCAUGCUAAUGCUAAAGCAGAUGUUAUACCUGGUUAGGAUGUUUAGCAUGCUAAUGAUAGAGCAGACGUUUUGCCCGGGGAAGGUUGUUAGCAUCAGCAUGCUAAUGCUAAAGCAGACAAUACGCCCAAGUAAAGGAUGUAGCAUCAGCAUGCUAAUGCUAAAGCAGACGUUAUGCCUGGCGAGGCUGAAAGUUUGGUUCGUGACAUGAGAAUCUUAGUUCAGUUUUCAAAUGAUCGUCAGUCAUUUUGCGUUCAGACUUUUAUAGCAAACAUUGGUUUCGGCUCUUACACGAUCACCUUCACCCCUUCUGAUUGAAUGUCCGCGACGACCGUUUCAAAAAUGUCGGCCCCGUUUUAAUGAAAGAAUAAAAUUUAUUGGGUGACAUCUUAAGUUUGAGGAUUGUAUUGUAAGAAGAAAAUAAAAGAUUUCAGCAGAG